Plectropomus leopardus (leopard coralgrouper) is the source of this 2329-nucleotide messenger RNA. Its product is annotated as guanine nucleotide-binding protein subunit alpha-14-like. Gene Ontology annotation, biological process: adenylate cyclase-modulating G protein-coupled receptor signaling pathway. Lineage: Eukaryota; Metazoa; Chordata; Actinopteri; Perciformes; Serranidae. Gene Ontology annotation, molecular function: G-protein beta/gamma-subunit complex binding; GTPase activator activity; G protein-coupled receptor binding. Gene Ontology annotation, cellular component: cytoplasm; heterotrimeric G-protein complex. The record is from RefSeq and is a predicted model, not a curated record.
AUCCGCCCGCCUCCUCCGGAGCGAGGAAUGCACCUGAACCGGAUCCUGCACGGGGAACAAUGGCUGCUGAACGUCGCUCAGCCACCUGUUCCGGGACACACGUUCCCCUGAAAGUUUCGACAAAAAUCAUUUUCCAUUCAUUUCAGUAAUCCCCGUGAUAAACUGUGGCGCACUUAAACUAACAGCGGCUCGUGCAACAAUGGAGGAGUGCUGCCUGCCUGCCGAACAAGCGGAGAAACUCCGAGUACACCGAGAAAUAGAGAAACAGCUUCGUCGUGAUAAAUCAGACUCUCAGCGGGAGUUGAAGUUGCUGCUUUUAGGGACUGGUGAAAGUGGGAAGAGCACUUUCAUCAAACAGAUGAGGAUCAUCCAUGGCAGUGGGUACAGUGAUGCUGAAAGGAAAGGUUUCGCUCGGCUAGUGUUUCAGAACAUCGUCACAGCCAUCCAGGCACUGAUCAACGCCAUGAGGACUUUACAGAUCGACUACAUCGAUGACCAGAAUAUUAGCCACGCACAGAAACUGAGCCAAGUGCAGGCAGACCAGGUGUCCACUUUGGAGGCUUGGCAGGUGGACGCCAUUAGGCGAGUGUGGAAUGACCACGGUGUUCAAAGGUGCUACGACCGCAGGAGGGAAUUCCAGUUAUCUGACUCUGCCAAAUAUUACCUGAGCAACUUGGACAGAGUCACAGCGCAGUUAUACAUCCCCACCCUGCAGGACAUCUUGAGGGUCAGGGUUCCUACUACAGGCAUCAUAGAGUACCCCUUUAACCUCUCAAAAGUUAUCUUCAGGAUGGUGGAUGUGGGCGGUCAGCGUUCAGAGAGAAAGAAAUGGAUCCACUGUUUUGAGAAUGUCACCUCCAUCAUAUUUCUGGCGGCCCUCAGCGAGUACGAUCAAGUCCUUUACGAGAAUGAGAGUGAUAAUCGACUAAAAGAGAGCCUCGCCUUGUUCAAGACCAUCCUUUCUUAUGCUUGGUUCCAAGAGUCCUCCACCAUCCUCUUCCUGAACAAAACAGACUUGCUAGAGGAGAAAAUCCUACACUCACAUUUGGCAACCUACUUCCCCGCCUUCACCGGCCCUCAGUGUGACGCUGAAGCUGCAAAAAAGUUCAUCUUCCAAAUGUACAAGGAGCAUCACAGAGGGCACCCCAAACCCCUUUACAAACACAACACCUGCGCCACAGACACAGAGAACAUUCGGGUCGUCUUUAAAGCCGUCAAAGACACACUUUUCAGAGACAACCUUGCAAAGUUCAACCUGGAAUAAGGAGGUUGCAGGCCAAAGCUGUGCUUUCACCUUUGGGAGGACAGAUUUUUGUUAUACAGUCACAGACAGCGCUUUUAUGGGCAUUUUAUCUGUUGUGUGCUGACUGUUAUUCAAAGGCAUGAAAGAGAGACAAUAAGAAAGUGUCAGGAAAAGGACAUUUUUCUCAGCACUGUUGUAAAAUUUCCAGUAAGUGGUAAAAAAGCAUAGUUGCUAUUGCUACAGAAGAGGAGAGGGCAGCUGCAAUACCUGUUAAUUGAGCUGGUACAGAGGGUUUGUUUAUAGACAAUGGGUAAAUAGUAUCAAACGGGUUAGACAAACUCUUAGACUAAGAAUGCACCCCACCCUGCCUUACAGCUCCAGGAGGAGGAAGUAAAAGAAUAGCCUACCGGGAACCACUAUGCCUUCACUUGUAUUUAUGUAAAUGUGUGUGUGUGUGUGUGUGUGUGUGUUAGAAAGAUAUUGCUCGACCCUCCCUCCACCAUUAAUAACCUUUUUUUGUAUUCAUGAAAAAUGUCGGUAAUAUUGGAACCACUGCAAUGAGCAAACAGCACAGGACUGAGAGUAACCACCAAUUAAAACAGCUACUUUCUUAAGCAAACUGCAAGUACAUCUCAAAAAUGAUGUGUUGAUGGACCGGCAUAAAUUAGUAAAUUUGACUAUUUUGGCUAUGAGAAAUGGUGUAUGUAUAAUUUAAUAUAAUGAUAUUGCUAUAAAUAAUCUUUGUAUUUUAAUUUGAAAUGUGUUUUGGCAGCGCAUGUAAAAAUGUCCCUGCAGAUAAAACAUUGAAAUUGAAUCGAAUUGAAAUUGACUUUAAAAUCUGCCAGAAGGUUUUGGGGUUCAAAUUGUAUUUAAACAAAAUAUACAACAAUUCAGUUUAAAGUUAUGUCUUCCCCAAGCCAAAGUAAAAACUCAAGUCUGUCCCCACUGCUUAAAAAAAUAUUUGACGUGCCUCCCUGAUUUUGUAACCCCCCACCCCUAUAAGGGAACUAACAGUCCCUAAUUUGUGUUUUUAGCUAACAGGAUUAUGCAUCAGUCCGUCUCUUUCUUGUAACUUUGCACAGAACU